CAGGAAACAGAGUAUAUACCUUCCAAACCUGUUCCCCGUCUCUGUCCUGCCUGAAGCUCUCAUCCCCAAACACUUUACUUCUCACGUUCACUGGGCUUCGAGGAAGUAAAACAAACCACCGGCCAAAAUGUCUGCUAAAAAGAUGUCAUCGAGCCGUAGGAACUAUCUGAAGAGCUUGAUGCUCCAGAUCGCUGCAGGCUUGCUGGAGGUAGAGGCGGUCAUGGCUGAGGCAGAGAAGGCCAUGUACAUGGAGGAGAACUGCCCUGCCCCAGAAUUCUUGGUAUGCAUGGCAGAGCUCACGGACUUGUGCAAGAAGCUCCAUCAGAAUAUCGAAAAGAUUGAUGAGGAGAGAUACGACUUGUCAACCAAGGUGACCAAGUCCGAGAAGGAGGUUGAGGACUUGAAGCUGAAGGUAGUUGAGCUGAAUGGAAAGUUCAAGAAGCCCGCCCUGAAGAAGGUACGCAUGUCUGCUGAUGCUAUGCUCCAGGCUCUGCUGGGCUCCAAACACAAGGUGUCCAUGGAUCUGAGGGCCAACCUGAAACAAGUCAAGAAGGAGGUCAAGGAGGAGGUGAGUGUUGUUCUGGACACAAGAACAUCAUUCUAGUA
Molecule: messenger RNA, 606 nt
Organism: Coregonus clupeaformis (lake whitefish)
Lineage: Eukaryota; Metazoa; Chordata; Actinopteri; Salmoniformes; Salmonidae
Product: troponin I, fast skeletal muscle-like
Exons: 6
Coding region: 128-604 (158 amino acids)
Biological process (GO): muscle contraction
Cellular component (GO): troponin complex
Source: RefSeq, a predicted model, not a curated record